AUGGCGUCGGACGACACGGAGAAGAAGCUGGACAUGACGCUGGACCAGAUCGUGCAGGAGCGCAAGGUGGACGCCAGCGCCACUGCCACCGCCAACGCGGCGGGCAAGGCUAAGAGCACGAAACGCGCCGAGCGCAUCGCGCAGUCGAGUCCGUACCCGGCCAGGCACGCGCGUCACGGUACUCAGCAGCAGCAAGCUGGUCCUAUUCUGGAGCAGCGAGGUGAAGACGACGACGUGGACAUGGAGCAGGCGGCGGCCGUGGGCUGCCGCGUGUACGUGGGCAACUUGUCCUGGAGCAUCAAGUGGCAGGACCUCAAGGACCACAUGCAGGCCGCGGGACCCGUGGAGCUCGCCACGGUGCUCGAGUCGAACGGCCGCUCCAAGGGAUGCGGUAUCGUCACGUACGAGACGGAGGAGGCGGCGCAGAACGCCAUUGCCACGCUAAACGACACGGAGCUGGGCGGACGCAAGAUCUUCGUGCGCGAGGACCGCGAGGCGCAGCCGGUCUCGGCGGUCAAGCCCAAGCGCGGCUUCCGCGUGUACGUGGGCAACCUCUCGUGGAACGUCAAGUGGCAGGAGCUCAAGGACCACAUGAAGAAGGCGGGCACUGUGGUGCAUGCGGACGUGCUGGAGGAGCCCAAUGGCCGCUCGAAGGGCUGCGGUCUCGUGGAGUACGCCACCCAGGAGGAAGCCGCCAAGGCUAUCGCUGAGCUGAACAACACGGAGCUGGAAGGCCGCCUCAUCUUCGUGCGCGAGGACAGGGAACCGGAAGGAGGCAGCAUUUCCAAGUUCGCCAAGCGCGCUGCUGCCCCCCGUGGCAGCGGCGAAGGUCGCCAGCUCUACGUCGGCAACCUCCCGUGGGAAACGAACUGGCAGCAGCUGAAGGACCUCUUCCGAACUGUGGGUGACGUGGAGCGUGCCGACAUCGCGGAAUACCCUGACGGACGUUCGCGUGGCUUUGGUAUCAUUCGCUACACGAAUGCUGCGGACGCUUGGCAGGCGAUCGAGCGCUUGAACGGAUUGGAAAUAGAAGGCCGUCUGAUUGAGGUGCGCCUGGACAAGAGGGAGUAGGCUUCUAGAGUGCCGAAAGCUCGCGAGGAAUAGGAGUGGUGCGGAUAGUGCAAAUGGGCUUGUUGCGUCAAGAUGAAGUAACCUUCAAAUAAUACUCCAGUCGAACUACUGUGCGC
This is a messenger RNA of Phytophthora sojae, 1187 nucleotides long. RefSeq lists its product as hypothetical. The transcript has 7 exons. The coding region runs from base 1 to 1071 and encodes 356 amino acids. Gene Ontology annotation, molecular function: mRNA binding. Gene Ontology annotation, cellular component: cytoplasm; nucleus. The record is from RefSeq and is a predicted model, not a curated record. Lineage: Eukaryota; Oomycota; Peronosporomycetes; Peronosporales; Peronosporaceae.